GAUAUACCACGAGAUUUCCUAUUGUCCAGUUUAGAUGUUUAAAGCAGGACAGAAACUAGGGACAUAAACAUUUUCCCCAAUCCUAGAGGACUGAGAGGAGGAGCUCUAACCCGACCGUCUAAGAGAAGGAGAACUAACCCGACCGACUGCAGACUCCAGGAUUUAAGUCACGAUGGGACUUGUGGAACACAUUCAUCCUGCUUUGGCAGAAAUGGAUUAUCGUAAAGGGACUGUAAAAGCCGCCUUCAUUUUCGGUUCAUUUAUGUUUUUCGCCGUCCUGUACGUUCUGACGGGAACAGUUUCCAUGGCAACGUGGACUUACCGGAACUUACGUGAAAAAGAGAAGAUGUUUUGGAAGUUGGCGGUUGUCCGCGCGGUGUAUGGGAUUUUUUGCACUAUUGUCGGGAUGUGGGCGAUUUUCGUGGACACAGAGUUAGAGAAGGACCCCGUGUUCGCCACGUCCCCCACGAGUUAUUUCGCCCUAACCGUCACGGUCGGCUUCUUCGUGUUUGAAUGUAGCGCCAUCAUGGUGUCUGACAUUGUGUACAGAAAGGUGAGCAUUCUGUUAAACAUUCACCACUGGCUGUCUUUGUUUGGCUACACCACUCUGAUGCUCACGGAGGCUGCGCACUGCUUCGGAACAAAAGGACUGAUUCUAGAAAUGAGUACCCCUUUCUCGGCCAUCUGUUGGACCGUGCUGAAGGCGGGGAAAGCGGAUUCUUUGCUUUGGCGCGCUAACCAGUUUAUUCUGGUCCACACAUUUCACCUGCGUUCCGUGGUGGAGUGUUUUAUGUGGUACCUGACGUAUAUUCACUGGGAGCGGAUCUGGUCGGCCAUGCCGUUGUCCAUCUUCUCUUUCCUUUACAUUCAGCUGACACUUGUAACCUUUCUCAUGACGCCAUAUUGGACCUACAAGAAAACGCAGCAGAUGAUCACCCCCGUGGACUGGAACUUUGAAGACUCCGAGGCCAACAAAGCGCGAAACGGUGACGUCAAGAAGUCCGCGUGAUUUAUAGAAAACUUUAUUUCUCCACGGUAAUGCAGCCUGACAACUAAA
Messenger RNA from Saccostrea cuccullata (small rock oyster), 1057 nucleotides. Its product is annotated as protein CLN8-like. Gene Ontology annotation, cellular component: membrane; endoplasmic reticulum. Bases 173 to 1009 code for a protein of 278 amino acids. The transcript has 2 exons. The record is from RefSeq and is a predicted model, not a curated record. Lineage: Eukaryota; Metazoa; Mollusca; Bivalvia; Ostreida; Ostreidae. Gene Ontology annotation, biological process: lipid homeostasis.